Sordaria macrospora k-hell is the source of this 465-nucleotide messenger RNA. RefSeq lists its product as uncharacterized. NCBI's taxonomy places the organism in Eukaryota, Fungi, Ascomycota, Sordariomycetes, Sordariales, Sordariaceae. The record is from RefSeq and is a predicted model, not a curated record.
AUGAAGUUCUCCGCUGUCCUCGCUGUCUUCGCCCCUGUGGCUCUUGCCCAGACCUCUCUCGGCCAGUCGGCUUCCUCGGCUCUUGGCUCCGCCUCUAGCAGCGUCUCCUCUGUUCUCGCUUCCCAGAGCUCUAACGCUGCCUCCGUCAGCUCCUCCGUCAGCUCCCAGGUCAACAGCAUCUCCACCAGCGCCGACUCUGCUGUCGCUUCCGUCACUAGCAAGGCUGGCGACUCCCUCUCUUCUCUCGAGUCUCAGCUCUCCACCGCCACUGGCUCCGACCGUGAUUCCAUCACCUCUGCCAUUGCCUCCAUCACCAGCGGUGCCAACUCUGCCAUCAGCUCCAUCACCAGCAAGGCCGGUUCUGCUGCUAGCUCUGCUACCAGCAACCCUGCCGCUCCCAUGAAGACCGGUGCCGUUGCCAUGGGUGCCCUCUUCGGUGGUGCUGCCGUCAUUGCCAACCUCUAA